This is a messenger RNA of Pistacia vera, 1687 nucleotides long. RefSeq lists its product as uncharacterized. Lineage: Eukaryota; Viridiplantae; Streptophyta; Magnoliopsida; Sapindales; Anacardiaceae. The transcript has 10 exons. Bases 5 to 1687 code for a protein of 560 amino acids. The record is from RefSeq and is a predicted model, not a curated record.
GAAAAUGUCUCGUGGCUCUGAAUACUUGCGGCUGUACCGUCUGAUCAAUGAUUCUGUCCGUCCUUACGCCGAAUCGGAGGUAGUUUCUUUAACGAAAGAACAGGAGAAAGAACUUCUCGCUUCACUUUCUCAGAUUUUGAAAAAAGUGCAGCUAUGGACUCGCGAACUUGACUGUGAUUCUUCCGAUGAACUGGAAACUCAUUCUGACGACCAUCUCUAUUUAUCCAAGAUAAUAGCUGACAUGGUAUUUUUGCUUGGUGUUAAGAGUCACUUUGUUCAACAUCUGGCUGCCAACAUUCUAGUGGUUAUCUCUGAGCUUCUUUCUACAUCUGGAAGCAACUGGAAUCUUCUUAUUCGUUCCUUGUUUUGUUGCAUGGAAUUGGCAAUUAUCAAUAUAUUGUCCAUUGCUUCAGCACCUUUUAGAGCUGAAUCGGGCAAUUCACAUUUUGAUUCAUCUAGUUUUGUAGGUGUCAUAAAACCUAGAUUGAAAUAUGCUGGGUGGUCAAGUUUGGCUGGAAUUGUUCGAAUCUUACGGAACAUAUUGAAAAGUUUGAAGCAAGAGUAUGACUAUGAUGAUAGUCUCACUGAAGCGUAUUUACAUUCAGUCUAUUCUUGUCUUUCAACUGUGCCUUGGGAUUCCAUGGAUUUGGUUUGUGGUACUCAAAGUAGUUGUUCUGCAGGUGUUUUACAUCUUAGAACUGCUGAUGAAGAGCAGUCAAAGGUUGUGUUUCUAGGGAAUAUUAUUCAGUUCUUGUGUUCAUUGGUUGAGCAUAUCAGUUCUGUGGAUGAUAUGGGUUCUUCCCUGGAUAAGUAUCUGAUUCUUAGUGUAGUCAACAAACUUGUACCAAAACUCUUGUUUUGGUGCCUCAAUGAACCAGGAGAAUGUGUUAGAACUCGCAUUUCUCAGUAUUUUAGACACAAGUUGCUGGUUCUAUUGAUUAGGCUGAGUUUCCAUGCUCGUCUAGAUCAUUGCAUUCUUCUUUCAUGGUUGCAGCUUCUUCAUAAUUACUUUAAAGAGCUGUUGCAGCAACCUAUGACUCAAGUUGAGUCUGUUCAGGAUGAUUGUUUAGAAGGCUCUCCAUUUUUAAUGAGUUGUACUGAUGGAGAGUUAUAUAAUAUGUGUUCACGCCACUUACAGAGACAAGCUGUUUUCCUUUUCCUGAGGUGUUCCUUCACUUUAAUCAGCCUGAAAGAAGACACCAAAAAGCAUUGUGCAUGUUCAGCUGCUGACUCUUGCUUGACCUUUGACACAAUUUCUGAUUUAGAUUGUUGUGGUAGAAAGAAAGGUUUGCUAGAGCUUUAUAAGUGGCUUCAAGGGCAUCUUCCCUUAGAUAAACUUGUGGAGCAUGAAACGUACAUGGAGAAAUGUAUUAACUUCUCCUUAUCUUUCCUCCAGCUAUAUAUGCAUGAGGACGAUGAAUUGUUCAAAAUGCUCCUACAAUUGCUUAAUGUACCAUUUUGUGGAAAGAAAAAUGUUGACAGAAGGAAUUGGAGUUUUCAGGAUGUAAAGGAAGAUAUUCUUUUUCACCUGUCACACGUUUUCAAUCCUGUACACCUAUUCCAUCUAUUUCUUGCAGAGUUACACUAUGAUCAUCAAGUGCUUCUUGAUUACCUAAUUUCGAAAGACACAGGAAUUCAUUGUGCUGAAUAUCUCUUAAGAGCUUAUGGAUAUUCUUGUAACAAUUGA